Molecule: messenger RNA, 1483 nt
Organism: Punica granatum (pomegranate)
Lineage: Eukaryota; Viridiplantae; Streptophyta; Magnoliopsida; Myrtales; Lythraceae
Source: RefSeq, a predicted model, not a curated record
UCGGCAAAAUCAACAAAUGGGCAUUUCUUGCUUCCUCGAAAUCAACAGAGCCUGACGACGAGAUUGGAUUCUUGAAGAGAAAGCGACACAAGAGCAGAAACACAUCUAUUCCCUCGAAAUCUAGAAGUGUUCUACGUCCAUAAAAGUUCCACGCUUUCCAUAACUGCGAGAGGAUAAAACCAUGAGGGGGCCCUUUCACUUUGGAGGUGGCGGUGGUAGAGGCAUGGGCGGCGGCGGUAACAUGCUAAGGUCUGUCGGCAGGGUGGUCACCAAGACCGGUGUCGGGAUCCAAGAACCGUUCACCGCCUCCACGAACGCCGCUGGCUCCGCGGGAGCCGCCAGCAGCGCUCCCACUUCACCCAGGACAGCUUCCGGGCAUGCCCACAAGCUCAGCUCGAAGAACCAGCUCUCCUUCUCAUCCUGUGCUUCCCCUGCUCCUUCCUCGCCGUUCAGCGUCCCGGCCUCUGCCGCUUCCGCAGCAUGGCCGCCCUUUCCGUCGCCGCAGUUUGACGAGUACGACUGGGUUUCUGUUGAGGGGAGCGAAGAUGAGAGGAGGAGUGUCUACUAUGAUGACUUCUUGCUGGGUCCUGCUCCUUCCACGGAUGAGGUUCACAGCGCUGUCUCCGCUCUACAGCAGGUUUUUGACUCCACAACACACCCCCAGUUCGUUAGAGAUAGGUUCGGAUCCAAUUCAGAUCUGGACAAAGAUAUAACUGCCUCUAGUUUGCUCCACCGGGUUUCCUCAACAGGAUCAGACUCGGACUGGAUUGAUCCCCCACUUCACUUGUCCAACUCUAGAGCAUUGCAACCUUUUGGGCAUGAAAGGGUGAUUGAUGCUUUCCAUAUGCUUCAGAAUGAUCCAUCUGUUCAGAGAAUGGUUGUUUCGCUUUCGACAGAUAAAGCUGUUUGGGAAGCUGUACUGAGGAAUGAGGCUGUAAGGGAGCUCAGAGAAUCAUGCAGUGGAGCUGAGAUUGGGACUUUAUCAGAUGGGAGCUCUGAAGAAGGCAGCAGUGGAGGGAAUCCUGCAGUGGAUAUUCUGAGGCAGAUGAUCGACCACACGAGGGCAAAAUUCAUGGAUGUGGUUGAGAAAAUCACAAAGCUCAUGAGCGAACUCUUCAGCCCACCUCCCUCUCCACUUCCAUCUGCUGCUGCGAAUGAAGGGGUUAGUGUUAUGGAUGGACCUAGCGACCCCUUUGAGGGGAAGCUCCGAGCUUCUUUUAUGCUAUCCGUGGUGGUCCUGUUGAUCGUGGUGUUGAGUCGAGCCCGAGGGGCCUGAUGACUAUAAUUCGACGACAUGACUUUUAGUAGGGUCUAAGUGGGUGAUUUUCUUGUACGGCUUUAGUCACCUUGCUCCCACUUUGUCAUAUAUGGGCAUCUGUGGAUAAAUAAGAAGAAAAAUGACACUUCUUCGUUCUGGGUCUCUGUAAUUAAGUGUCAUCUGAUUUUUAUGCAUUGUUUAGUUUGUUAUUGUUAUAUGAUUAAA